Molecule: messenger RNA, 813 nt
Organism: Paramecium pentaurelia
Lineage: Eukaryota; Ciliophora; Oligohymenophorea; Peniculida; Parameciidae
Source: the annotation of a GenBank genome assembly
AUGUAAUAUGAUCGAUCACUUUUGACAGUUGAUAUUUUAGGAGCCCAACCUAAAUCUAGAAAUUCUUACAUGAAUAGGUUAUUGCCACAUUAAAUGAGAUAUGAAGAACAAAUAAGAGUUUAGUAAUGAAUAUAAAGUCAUGAAAGACAAUAAAUUCCAAAAUAAGAUUAUAAAUUUGGAAGAAGAAGGUACUAACAUGAUUUCCAUCAUUUUUGCAAUAUAUGUAUUCCAUAAGGAGAAGAGUACUUUGAAAAAUCCAAUAAGAAACACUUUAUAAUUCCAGAAGGAGAAAUCAAAUAAUAUAAAGCAUUGGAGAAUUAUUAUGAUCAACCUAAGUAUGAUAAUUGUUUUUGAUGAGGAUAAAUUGAGGCUGAUAGGUUACUAUGUACAAAUGACAUUGAUGGAGCAGUUCCUGGUUCUUUAUAGAGUAAAGCAGUCCGUAAUCAAGAGGUAGCUUAAAAGAUGAGAAUAUAAAGAGAAGAAUAGAAGGCAUAAAAAAAUAAAGCAUUAUAUUAAUCCCAAAUUGAAUAGAGUUAUGAAGAAUAAGAAGCAUACUCUCCAUAACCUUAAAGAAAUAAAUCAUUUUCAGUUUAACUAUCCCCAGUUUAAUAAUCGAUAGUAAAAACCUAACCCUAUGAUUAUAUGAAUAAACCAUUAAAAUUACCUCCAAUUAGUGAUAGAAUAGUAGCUUUCACAAAUCCAACAAACAAUAAACUACAGCUUCGAGAGAAUCCUUUAGGUUUUUAAUCCUAAGAUUAGGAUAAGACAUUAAAGUUGAUAUAGAAGUAACCAGCAUUGAGAUUAUUUGUUUGA